Messenger RNA from Haliotis rufescens (red abalone), 877 nucleotides. RefSeq lists its product as uncharacterized. Lineage: Eukaryota; Metazoa; Mollusca; Gastropoda; Lepetellida; Haliotidae. The coding region runs from base 359 to 877 and encodes 172 amino acids. The transcript has 3 exons. The record is from RefSeq and is a predicted model, not a curated record.
CAUUUUGUUCUUGUUUGUCCAGAUUGUUAAUUAGAUGGUUGUACAUGUGAUUACAUUAGGUGACCCCCAACUUGAAACUUAGAUGUUAACCAAGAAAUCCAGGAACAAGGAAUUAAAUUGUGAAGUUAGUAAAUAACAACACACCAUCAAUGAAUAAUUAAAUAUUAUAUUGAAACACACAGUAUAUUCUUUUUUUACGAAAUGCCACACAGAAAUACAAAUUUCUGGGAACACUUCGUUAUCACGAGCUGCUAUAAACAGACCUGCAGAUGACCAAUAAACCUUCUAUGUAGGUUACAGUGAAUGCCAAAUACGUUCAACUUGUGUAGGAUUCCCAUCACCGUUACUCUCCAAAGAGAUGCGCCCCUGCUUGACAGGUUUUUCGAUUGGCGAAUAUGAUAGUGUAACGAAAACUGCAAUGACUGGCAACAGCAGGGCAGACAAAUCCGUUUCAGCCGGGCAAAUUAACACAAAAGAAUUUAAUCAAGACAACAGAACAGUUAACAACACGAUUAUCAUCAAUCCCCCCUCUGGAAAAGCUACUGUCGUAUCAUGCUGGAAGGCCAAACAUGAAAAUAUUCCUCAACCGACCGAUAUUGACAAUGAAAGUGUAAAGACUGUACUGAAGGAACUGUUUGCUGAUUCACUGGUAGUUGUUUAUUGGGGGUGUAUGGUGUUUUGUUUUGAACAUGAGUCCAUGGAAGAUGCAAUUGGUAUGAUUGUUAAGCACGCAGACAUCAAAGAGGACAUCCUACACUUCCUGCAGGAGCUGAACCCAUCAAUUGAAGAUAUCAUGAUGGAGGUGGAGGUGCGGGAGUUGAGUGAGUUUGAGGAGCAGACAGCUGAGACAUCAGGUAAUAUUGGUACAUCUUCAUAG